Clarias gariepinus (North African catfish) is the source of this 2602-nucleotide messenger RNA. It is a transcript of the gene znf16l, whose product is annotated as zinc finger protein 16 like. The transcript has 3 exons. Gene Ontology annotation, molecular function: RNA polymerase II cis-regulatory region sequence-specific DNA binding; DNA-binding transcription factor activity. The record is from RefSeq and is a predicted model, not a curated record. The coding region runs from base 44 to 1570 and encodes 508 amino acids. Gene Ontology annotation, biological process: regulation of transcription by RNA polymerase II. NCBI's taxonomy places the organism in Eukaryota, Metazoa, Chordata, Actinopteri, Siluriformes, Clariidae.
GUCGGAGCAUCGAGCGUUCAAAACAGUGUUUUAUUUUGAAGCUAUGAGUCGUAAAAGAAACCACGGUUUUAUUGAGACGGGGCAGCUGGCUGACUCUCAGGCCGCGCUGAUGGAGAGCUCAGGGCCCUGUGCGCGGGUGGAGGAGGGUUUCUGCGAGCUGGAGCUCGAUGAGGAGCUGGUGUGUUCCGUCAGCGAGAUCACCGAGCACCUCGGCAGGAACAUCACCGUGGCGCUGGAGGAGGCCCUGGCCGAAAUCCGCAAAGUGGUGAGCGCACGGACCAGGCUGCUGAAGAUGGAGCUGAGGGAGAAGACCGACGAGAUCGAGCUGCUCAGAGCCCGGCUGGAGUGUGUGGCCAGCGAGCCGGCCCGGAAAGCCGACUUCGUCCUCCAGGCGCCGCAGAAGAGCAGCAGCAGCAGCGGUGGCGGUGGUGGUGGCGGCUCGGAGCCGAAGAAAGCCAAAGCGGCCGCUCCCGCUGUGAAGAAGGAGAACAUCGACGCAAUCUGCGAUUACCUGAUGAAGGACAAGAACUCCCGGGGCGGUGCUGAGGUGGAGAGCGAGCGGCAGCACCAGGCCUCACUCAGCCCCUGGACCGAGAGCGAGGACAUCUUCAGCAUGUUACCCUCCGCCAGCAAGAGGCUCUACGACUAUGAGUGGAUGUCCGGAGUGGAGCUCAACUCCAGCGCGGAGUAUAAAGGUGAAUCUGAGUCCAAGUGUGAGAAUGCCACUGCUGCAAGAGGGACAACUGAAGAAGAGUCCGAAGAAGGGAGAGGCGUAGGACCGGUCUCUGACGAUUCCUCCGCUCCAUUUGCACUGGAUGCUCAUGGCUCACCAGAGGAGGACAACAGCAGUCCAGUGGAGGACAGUAUAGACCGAUUAGAUCCAGACCAGCACUUUUCUGCUCCAACCUUCAUCUGCCCCUUCUGUGGAACCCUCUGCCCCGACUCGUCGUUCCUGGAGGAGCACAUGAAGCUGAUGCACCGAGAUGAGAGCGCUGCUCAGUCUGGUUCCUCUUCCAGCGGCGGGCAGGGCGGUGAAGCGGAUGUGUGGCGGAAGGCCAGCGAAUCCCAAGCCCGCGAGAAGAAGGUGGAAGGCGGCUACGAGUGUGGAGACUGCGGCCGCCGCUUCAACUACCUGGGCAACCUGCGUCAGCACCGGCGCAUCCACACAGGCGAAAAACCUUUCGUGUGCUCGGAAUGUGGCGAGCGAUUCCGGCAUGCUGCGCGCCUCAAGAGCCACCGCCUCAGCCACAGCGGUGCGCAGAGCCCCUUCCCAUGCCCGCAGUGUGGUAAAGGCUUCCCUGUGCUCUCAGGUCUUAAACGGCAUCAGCGUGUGCACACGGGCGAAAGCCCUUACGCGUGCCCACAGUGCGGCCGUCGUUUUAAAGAGCUCGGCAACCUGUACACACACAUGCGCAUUCACAGCGGCGCCACACCCUACACCUGCUAUCAGUGCGGCCGAAGCUUCAGACAUUUAGGGACUUACAAAAGCCAUCGCUGCACUCCUAUCACACAGGUACCCAGUGCACACGGUACAGCGUGGCCUCAAGAGGACAAAGUCCAAACUGGAUAAACGGAAUUCCGCCAGCUCGUUCUCGUGCACCGUUUCUACUUCAGGAGACGUUUGAGGGAUAUCUGACCUCAGUGAUGCAGAUGCUAAAUGUUACAGACAAAAGUAGGACACUUGGGAGGGAAAGAAUGACCUCAAAUCUUCUUUUUCUGGUUUAAAUAUGCUGAAACCUUCAAGUAGUACAGGUAAUAUAAAGAAUCUGAUUAGAUCACUUCCUGAAUCGGACGUUAUUGUAGCGCAGGUGAGAAUUUGAUGGAGACUAUUUGAAGUGAGCAGAAAUUAGCACACGAUGCUUUAGCCCAGGUUUGUUUAGAAAAGAAGACAUGCAACAUAAAAAUAUUCUUACAUUUAAUAUUGACUGUUUCCAAAAUAUAGAGCAUGCACGUUGAUUUGUGAGACUAAGAUUACUACACGGCUGUUGAAAAUAUUUUUAAAUUUAUAUACAUUUUUUUUUUCUUCUUGACAUUUUUUUUUUCUUUUACCAAACAAUUAUUUUAGGCUUCAUUUCUGCAAUCAGCCUGAGUUUAUUUGCAUCCGAGUCUUUUGUGCUUUAGAUCUCCUUGUGACGUCUAAAGCCUUCAUGAUGAUGUGUUACUGUAUCGACUGCUUCAGUAGUUGUAUAGGGAAUAUCCUAAACUGCCUAUUUGUGUUCUAGUUUACUACUUUAUCAUGUAAUUGACACUAUUAACACAUGGUUUGUUUGGAUUAAUUUAAAUAUGUCCACUCUUUUAAAAAUCUAAAGAAGUCUAAAAUGUGCAAAACGAAACAAGAACUUUCAGAAACACGAAGACUGUUGUGUAGCUAUUUUACAUGGUAAGAUAAUGAAAAGUCAGUGUUGUGAAAUCAGCUGCAUCAUAUGACUUUUAUUAAAAAUUAUACCCAGUGUGUAAUCAGUAAAAAAAAUAUAUAUAUAUUGUAUGACUGUUAAAUAAGGUGAUGCAAACUGUCCGUGAUCAAAUACCAAUGGAUUGGUCUUUACCCGUUACUGCCAACGUAGUUGUAACCCUAAUUAAUAAACAUGAAAUGAAACGUAAA